Molecule: messenger RNA, 1035 nt
Organism: Fusarium keratoplasticum
Lineage: Eukaryota; Fungi; Ascomycota; Sordariomycetes; Hypocreales; Nectriaceae
Exons: 3
Coding region: 1-1035 (344 amino acids)
Source: RefSeq, a predicted model, not a curated record
AUGAGCUCUCCUUCGCAGGCCGGGCCCUCGGCGCCCAAGGAGGAGAAGAAGGAGAAGGGUCUUAGCAAGCUUCUCACCAGAACUAAGACCUUCCUCAAGCGAGAGGGUUCUUCGAACAAGCGUCUGUCGACGAUGUCCACCACCAAGCCCGCUCCCGCCGGCCAAUCUGAGCCUGUCAAGACGAGUGAACCUGCCGCCCCUGAGAAGAAGGCUCCCGACGCCAAGGCUCGAUACGAAGGCCUCGAGGGCGUCUCCAAGUUGACCAGGAGCCAGCUUAUUGAGGAGCGCGCCAAGAAGCUGGGCGAGCGUUAUGGACUUGAUAUCAAGAUUUCGGAACUUCAGACUGGAUCUCCCGACGACACCGUUCUCCGUAUGGAUAAGCCCAUCCGCAUGCGCGUCCGCCGAACCUGCCACAAGUGCAAUGCCACCUUCUCCUCGGCCAAGGAGUGCCCCAACUGCCAGCACGCCCGUUGCACCAAAUGUACCCGUUACCCUCCCAAGCGAACCGAAGCCGAGAUUAUCGCCAGCCGCGAGCGACGUGCCGCCAUCAUCAAGGCCAACAAGGAGAACGCCCCUAUUAUUCCCGACUACUCUUACGCCUUUGACGAGAAGAAGAUUGUCCUUACCCGACCCAGCAAGACUGGCGGACAGGAUCUGGUACAUAAGAAGCCCCGUCAACGGGUGCGCAGAACUUGCCACGAGUGUUCGACGUUGUUUAUUUCCGGUAACAAGACUUGCGAGAAGUGCGGCCACGUCCGCUGCACGGACUGCCCUCGAGACCCGCCCAAGAAGGACAAAUACCCGUACGGUUAUCCUGGAGACGAAUUUGGUCCUAGUAGCGUACCCCAUUACGAGUGCAAGGACUGUAAGACGGUAUACCCAACUGGAGCAGAAAACGGAACCAAGUGCAAGAAGUGUGGCUUAGAGAAGACGGACGAAUCGCCUCGUGUUCUACCUCGCAAGGUCGAACCCGAACCAGAUCCGGAGUUAUUGAAGAAGCUACAAGAGAGGCUUGAAAACCUGAAGGUGGCAUAA